ACAAAACCUGUUGUGCGGAAGCGUCAACCAAUUUCGAGUGAAAAAUUAACAACUGGCAGGAGAUAAAAUAAUGAACACAAAACAACACUAACAAGAACACCAAGAUUUAUACUGGUUCGACAAUGCCUACAUCAAGUUUGGAGACGACGGAGUAUUCCACUAUAAUCAAUGAGAGAAUACAAUAGUGUUUAACACUCAGAAACCCAAGCCCCAAAUAUACCCAAGGUCACACACUCAAGAAUAUAAAGAGAAUACAAAUUGAGUACAAUUUAGAGAAAGGGAAAAAUAACCAACGACAUCAACAAUUUGUUUUGCUGCCCAACUCUUAUUUUUCCUCUCUCAAUUUUCUCUCUGCAAACUUCUGUCUCUCCUACUCUGGGCUGCUGCUGCUUCUCCUUUUAAAGCCAAAGGAAGUGGCUUCUCAAAGAAGCCAACGGCCAAAUAAUAUAUUCUACUUUUGGCCGAAAGCAACUUUGCUUUUGAGACAAUAGUCAACAAAACCUUUAUAUAGCAGGAACUGACCUCAGCGGAGUAAUCCCCAACCUCUCCAAUGCUUCUAUGCUCACGAACCUAGAUUUGGGCAAAAACUCAUUUACAGGGUUUAUUCCAAGCACGCUCUGUGCCUUGACAAACCUUCAGACGCUUAGGUUAUCAACGAAUAAUUUGGCGAUUGAUACUUCGACUCUCUCUUGUUUGGCUAAUCUUGCAAAUUUGACAACACUACAGUUGCAAAAUAAUCCCUUAAAUGUCAGACUUGAUGAUUCCUUUCGGAAUUGCUCUACAUUGUCGCGGCUUCAAUAUAUUUUUUUAUCCAAUUGCAGCAUGAGGGGUAACAUUCCCAUUGGUAUUAGCAACAUUAGCGGCUUGGUAAGCUUAUUCCUGGAUGGCAAUCAAUUGAGUGGAUCAAUUCCAACUUCACUGGGAAGACUAGGGAAUCUCCAAGGUUUGCGCUUGAGUAACAACAAAUUGCAAGGGUACAUCCCAUAUGAACUUUGUCAACUAGAUAAGCUAGUUGUAUUGCUUUUGGGUGGUAAUCAGCUCUCUGGUUCUAUACCUUCCUGUUUGGGUAAUCUAGCCGCAUCUCUAAGAACUCUAUCACUGGAGUCCAAUUCGUUGAGUUCCACAAUACCAUCAACUUUUUGGAAUCUUGUUCAUAUCUUGCAUGUCAACUUGUCAUCCAAUUCUCUAAUUGGAUCUCUCUCACAAGAUAUUGGAAACUUGAAAGUUGUGAUAGAUGUAGAUUUAUCAAAUAACCAUUUAUCUGGUGUUAUACCAAGCACCAUUGGCGGUCUUCGGGAACUGGUUAGUCUAUCCUUGGCAAGUAAUAAUUUGGAAGGACCUAUUCCAAGUUCAUUUCACAACUUGCUAAGCCUGGAACUCUUGGAUUUAUCCAGAAACAAUCUGUCUGGAGUGAUUCCCGAGUCUUUAGAAGCUUUGUCACUUCUCAAGUAUCUGGAUUUGUCUUUCAACAGGCUCCAAGGACAAAUUCCAACUGGUGGCCCAUUUCAAAACUUCUCUGCUCAAUCAUUUGUCUCAAACAGUGCACUAUGUGGUGCACCCCGACUUCAUGUUCCACCAUGCAAAAAAGGUACACUCGAACCAAAUUGGAGGAAAGCUAAAUAUAUCGUCCCAGGGAUCAUGUCAGUAGUUCUCCUAGUGGCCUCCGUAUCUAUCUUUCUACUACGCAGGAAAAGGAAUGUGGAAGUUACAAUAGAGGCUAGCUCAUUGCUUCAACCUCUUUGGAGAAGAGUUUCACGCCUAGAACUUCUAAGGGUAACGAAUGGAUUUCACGAAAGCAACUUACUUGGAAGUGGAAGUUUUGGAUCAGUAUAUAAAGGGACACUUUCAUAUGGAAUAGAUGUUGCAGUAAAGGUUUUCAGUUUACAGCUAGAAGGGGCAUUCAAGAGUUUUGAUAGGGAAUGUGAAAUCCUAAGCAAUAUUCGUCAUCGAAACCUUGUCAAAAUCAUCAGUUGUUGCAGUGAAAUUGAUUUCAAAGCUCUAGUACUGCAAUACAUGCCAAAUGGGAGCCUCGAGAACUGGUUGUACUAUCAAGACUAUUCUUUGCAUAUCUUACAGAGGAUGAACAUAAUGAUAGACGUUGCGUCGGGAUUGGAAUACCUUCACCAUGGUUAUUCAAUACCUAUAGUCCAUUGUGAUUUGAAGCCGAGCAAUAUACUACUAGAUGAUGAUAUGGUUGAGCAUGUUGCUGAUUUUGGAAUUGCAAAACUCUUGGAUGGAGGAGAUUCUAUGACCCAAACCAUGACCCUAGCCACAGUUGGGUAUAUGGCUCCAGAGUAUGGAAUGGAAGGAAUAGUUUCAAGAAGAGGGGAUGUGUACAGUUUUGGAAUUCUAGUGAUGGAAACAUUCACCAGAAGGAAGCCAACAGAUGAGAUGUUUGUUGAGGAAAUGAAUAUAAAGCAAUGGGUUGCGAACUCACUAUUAUUACCAGAUGCAAAGAUAGAUGAAGUUGUGGAUGCCAAUUUGCUUGGGAUUGGGACAGAGCAGGAAGAUGAUGAUCACGUGAGAAAGAGGGAUUGCUUAUCAUCCAUUAUGCAAUUAGCUCUUGCUUGCUGUGCAGAAUCACCAUAAGAGAGGAUGAGUAUGAAAGAAGCUGUAGAUACACUCAAUAAAAUCAAGAUGAAGUUUUCCAGGGACGCCACAAGAA
This is a messenger RNA of Prunus avium (sweet cherry), 2665 nucleotides long. NCBI's taxonomy places the organism in Eukaryota, Viridiplantae, Streptophyta, Magnoliopsida, Rosales, Rosaceae. The record is from RefSeq and is a predicted model, not a curated record.